Molecule: messenger RNA, 2196 nt
Organism: Amphibalanus amphitrite
Lineage: Eukaryota; Metazoa; Arthropoda; Thecostraca; Balanomorpha; Balanidae
Product: methyltransferase-like protein 27
Exons: 7
Coding region: 724-1404 (226 amino acids)
Source: RefSeq, a predicted model, not a curated record
GGAGCCAACCGACUGGGCAGAGCCCUCCGAGCCCCCAUCGACUCCGGAGCCGGAGCCGGAGCCGGAGCCGUCUGAGGAGCAGCCGCCGCAGCCCAGCGCUCCCAGCUUCCCCAUGCAGGAUCCUGGAAAACAAGUGGAGAUCAAAGAAACGGAAAUUCAGGUCCGGGAGCGUUCGGAGAACGAGUGGACGGCCGAGUGGGACUGGGCAGAGACGGAGCGACGCUCGCGCGCUCGGACCACCCAGGUGACCCGCUCCGAGGUCAGCGUGACGUCAGAGGUCAGCGUGACCUCGCAGAGCAGCGUGACCUCGGAGAGCGGUCAGGUCACCGCGCAGGGAUCGGCGGUCGAGGAGAAAAUGGAUAUUCAGCAGCACGAGCAACAAGAGCAGGAUCAACAGCAAGGACAAGAACAGGAAAAACAGACGAAACAGCUUGAAAACCAAGAGAAGCAGCAGCAGACACCGGACGAAACGGGUCAGCAGGUGAAAGGUGACGAAGAAGCACAGAAUAAUGGAGAUAAGAAUUCUGCAGCGACAAACGUCACUGAACAAAUUCACUAAGUCACUAUACGCGGACCGGUUUUACGGCGCUGGGCGACCAUCUUGAGCCCCGGACAGCCGGGUACAAACGGGACCGGGCGUGCCCCCGCGCACCACUCGAGCCGUCGGCAGUCCCCGGUCCGGUUCAGCACCUCCUCGACCCGACCCGACCCGAGGAGCUCGCGAUGUCGACCAGCGGCGUGCAGGACGUGGCUGGAGAGAAGGAGCUGGUCCACCAGCUCAUCCACUGCGGCAGCUUCGAGGAGGUGCUGCAGCAGUACGACCAGACUGCCGACACAUACGAACAGUAUUUCGUCAGUAACGACUUCGACGCGCCGCGGCUGGUGGCAGAGGCCGUGCUUCGUCUGUAUCCUGCCGACGGCGUCAUCGCCCGCGAUCAGCUGCAGGUCAUGGAUCUCGCCUCCGGCACCGGCCUCGUCGGACAAAGGCUCCACGAUGCUGGUGUGCGCCACAUUGACGGUUUGGACGCCUCCAGUCAGAUGGCCCGCAUAGCCCGGUCCCGGGGCGUCUACCGGCACAUCUUCAAUGAGAUCGUGGAUGAAUCUAAGCCGUUGGACAUAAAGGAAAACACUUAUGACGCUGUGACGAUUUCCGCUGGCUUCGUCAAAGGACAUCUUCCGCUGACUGCCCUGGAUGAAGCGAUUCGCAUAUGCAAGCCGGGCGGCUACGUCAUCAACUCGCUGCGUUUCGAGUACCUGGUGACGGUGGCUGAGUUCCACCAGCUGGAGCCGCACAUGGACCGGCUGGAGCAGCGCGGACUGUGGCACCGUGUCGACCGCUACGUCACCGACCGCUACUUCCAGGGCGUCAAACAGGGCAUCACCUACAUCUACCAGAAACUGUGAACGGGUGUCUCACAAAGGGCAGCAAGUACCUACAUUUACCAGAAGAUGUGAAUAAGCGCCUCAAAUUGGGUAUAUCACGUACAUCUACUAGAAGCUGUGAACGAGUGUUUAAAAUAGGGCGACGCAUGGGUAAAUCAUCCCCGAACUGUGAACGAGCGUCUAAAACACGGCACAAGAUGCAUCUUCCAGAAAUUGUGGACGAACGUCUAAAAUAUGGCAUCACCUGCAUCUAACAGAAAACGUGCGCUGAAGGGAUGAAGGGAAUCAUCUUUGCCUGUAUGCCUGUAAAGAGCUGUUUGUAAAUCAACCUUUAAAAUGGGACAGUAUCUAAUCAUUUAAUGCUGCCAAUGUGAAUCAAUUAUCCAUCAAAUAUGCUCGUGCAUCAGCAAAAUCAAUGCGCAUUACACGGGGAGGCACCGAGCUCAAUGCCAAGUAGGUAUAGGUACGCAUUUUUGUUUAUGUUAUGUAUUUGCGCCUAUCAAAAUGUACUUAGCAGAGCAUCAUCCUAUUAUAUAACCUAUUAUAUCAUUGCAGAGUAUACUUGAGCACCACUUGCAACAUUCAGGAUGUGUAAACACGCGACAUCAGAACAACUGGGUGACGUCUAAUCUAGGUAAUGUAACUGCUGAUGUCGAGAGGGAGCUUUCAGCUGUAUCCGAAUGGAUUAGGUAUAGCCGACUUGUGGAGACAUCACAUUUACAUUUACCUGGCAAUAUAUAUGUUUAGGUAUGAGGUCUGAGGAAUAUAAUAUUGUACCCAUAUGAAUUGCGCUUAGUCGUUCCUGUUCACAUA